Tribolium madens (black flour beetle) is the source of this 1077-nucleotide messenger RNA. RefSeq names its product grpE protein homolog, mitochondrial (gene Roe1). The record is from RefSeq and is a predicted model, not a curated record. Gene Ontology annotation, molecular function: protein homodimerization activity; protein-folding chaperone binding; adenyl-nucleotide exchange factor activity. Gene Ontology annotation, cellular component: PAM complex, Tim23 associated import motor. The transcript has 3 exons. NCBI's taxonomy places the organism in Eukaryota, Metazoa, Arthropoda, Insecta, Coleoptera, Tenebrionidae. Gene Ontology annotation, biological process: protein folding; protein import into mitochondrial matrix. The coding region runs from base 263 to 940 and encodes 225 amino acids.
AAAAGCUACGCUCUGCGAUAUUCUAAGAAGUGUUUUAUUGAGCAGUUUUAAUUACAUAAUUAAUAUUGCAUGCGAAAUUAUACAAUCUUUUUGAUUUUAAAUGAUUGCACAACUUUUCUGAUAGUCAGUUGUCAAAGUUCAUUGUCGUUUGAUUGGCAGUAGUGGCGACCAUAAGUGGCGACUGACGUUGUAAACUAACCUCUUCAGAAAGAGAUCCGAAUUUAAGAGAAAAUUUCGUAAAAAAGUGUCUUAAUUUGGAAAAAUGUCGCUCGUAGGAAUCCGGGGCCUCUUAAAGUGUGGUAAAAUAUUUAAUGAAAACGUGAUAAUCAACAGUAGAUCAAUCACACUUAUGAACAUGCGGAUGAAUAAUGCCCCCGAAGGGCAAGCAAAACAGGAACAAGUGUCACAGAGCAGUACAGAAAAUACACCUCCACCCACACAACAGCCGACAGUAGAAGACAUUGAAAAAUUAAAUAAAAACAUCGCUGAACUAACGGAAAAAAAUAACGAUAUCUUAGAUAAAUACAAACGAGCCUUAGCUGAUGGAGAAAAUUUAAGAAACCGACUAACUAAACAAAUUGCUGAAGCAAAAUUGUUUGGAAUUCAGGGUUUUUGUAAAGAUUUGUUGGAUGUGGCAGACGUUUUAGGCAAAGCAACUGAAACUGUACCCAAAGAAGAAAUCAACGAUAAUAACCCGCACCUGAAAAGUCUAUAUGAAGGACUUAUAAUGACUGAAGCCCAACUCCAAUCAGUCUUUAAGAGGCAUGGUUUAGAGUCUGUCAACCCUCUAAAUGAAAAAUUCAAUCCAAACUAUCAUGAAGCUUUGUUUCAACAGGAAGUUGAAGGCAAAGAGUCGGGUACUGUUGUGGUUGUUUCUAAAAUUGGAUACAAAUUACAUGAUCGAGUAAUAAGGCCUGCCUUAGUGGGUGUCGCCAAAUGAGUGAUUAGUAAAUUCUCAUUUUGUAAGACUGUAAAUUACAUACAGAGAAGUGUUUGUUAUUUUAAGGUUUGUGAUCUUUAUUAUCUCACAAAGAUACUUGUAUGUUAAUAGGAAAAAUAAUAAAUGCCUGAGCAGAC